GAGCCCGACGCGGCUGAUCACGACUCAGUGCUACUCAAAUCUUUUAAUCACAACGAUGUGGACUCGGAAACUCUUAACUUUUCUGGUGACAAUAUCCACAUUACAUGCAACAAUCCAAGCCGCCUCCUUAGGCCAGGAAUGUGGGAUAUUCAAUGAAAAGCAGUACAAGAGUGACAAUAUUAUUGCGGAGCCUACCGAACAUCCGUGGGUUGGACGGGUCGUAAAAUUAAACGAGGAUGGCACCAAUGAAUUGCUCUGCGUUGGCAUCCUUAUAGAUUACAGACGCGUUGUGACUGCAGCUCAUUGUGCUUCAGAUGAUAACAUUUAUGGUGUUGUUUUCGGGAACUCGGACUCAAGCAACUCACUCAAUCACGUCAGCGCGGUCACCGUUCAUCCAGAUUACUCACCCCGGAAAUUUGAAAACGACUUGGCCAUAAUAGAGCUGACCCAGGAUGUGAUGUUUUCAGAUUUGGUCCAACCCAUUUGCUUACCUUCAGCAGAGGAUCCUAGAAGUGAAGCCUCCAAUUCAAAACUAAUCGUCGCGGGAAUUGAGGGACAGACACUAAAUGGAAGAAAGAUGCUGGAUAAUCGCAUUAAAAUGGUAUACACCAAAAUUGACAGCAAGGAGUGCCAUAGGAAGCAUGCCGCUUUUCCGGAGGAGCUCAUCUGUGGCCACUCCGAUAGGAUUGCUCUUUCAGGAUCUGCUUUGACAGAGGCUUCUGGUACUCCACGCAAGUUUCAUCUAAUUGCAAUUGCGGUGGCUGGUGAUUCAGUUUACCAUGGAUACUUAAACAUUCGACCUUAUUUAGAUUGGAUCUCAAGAAAUUCCUUAAAGUAAAUAUGUAAUGUAUAGUAAAUUCUCUAAUGCUAUAUCUAAAAUACCAUACUGUUUUACAUCCAACUGCAAAAGCUCCUGAAGCUUUUCGAAUGUAUUAUUUCUAAAGCACAUCAACGAAUAAUAAAUUGGCUAACCACCGUAAA
This is a messenger RNA of Drosophila yakuba, 981 nucleotides long. Its product is annotated as mannan-binding lectin serine protease 1. Gene Ontology annotation, biological process: proteolysis. The record is from RefSeq and is a predicted model, not a curated record. Gene Ontology annotation, molecular function: serine-type endopeptidase activity. NCBI's taxonomy places the organism in Eukaryota, Metazoa, Arthropoda, Insecta, Diptera, Drosophilidae. The transcript is spliced from 2 exons. The coding region runs from base 56 to 838 and encodes 260 amino acids.